Molecule: messenger RNA, 1086 nt
Organism: Mercenaria mercenaria
Lineage: Eukaryota; Metazoa; Mollusca; Bivalvia; Venerida; Veneridae
Product: methanethiol oxidase-like
Exons: 6
Coding region: 184-1071 (295 amino acids)
Molecular function (GO): selenium binding
Source: RefSeq, a predicted model, not a curated record
ACGGUCGCGCAUGUGCAAACAACGAUUACUUUGGAGAUCACGUGAAAUUAAAGAUGGCCGCGAAUCGAUGAUAGUCGCAAACUGCGGGGAGUUGACGAUAUGUGAAGUAUGAAGUUCGAAGUCACCACCGGUCUUUCGUAACUUAUAGCUUGUUGUGGUAAGGGACCAGGCUAUGCCUCGCCUAUGGACGCCAUGAAGAACGGCCCGAGAGAAGAGAUAGUCUACAUACCGUGCAUUAUUCCUCCCCAGACCGAAAAUCCAAGACCAGAUUAUCUUGCUACAGUUAACGUUGAUCCUAAAUCUGAAAAUUAUUCAAAGAUAAUACACAGAAUGCCCUUAAAAUAUAACCAGGACGAGGUACACCACACCGGGUGGAAUGCUUGUUCCAGCUGUCACGAUGACGCAUCUAAGUCUCGUAACCGACUGAUUAUGCCGUGUUUGGGAAGCAGUAGGGUCUAUAUUGUUGACGUCGGAACGGACAAGUAUGCGCCAAAAAUACACCAUGUGGUAGAACCCAGUGAAAUGCGCGACAAAGCUGGUUUGACGGUCCCUCAUUCAACACAUUGUUUGGCUAGCGGAGAAAUUAUGAUCAGUUGUAUGGGUGAUUCUGACGGCAACAAUAAAGGUGGGUUUGUCGUCCUUGAUGGAGAAACAUUUGAGAUGAAAGGAAAAUGGGAAAGGGGAGAAGAAGCUGAGUUUGGAUAUGAUUACUGGUACCAGCCGUAUUUCAACAUCAUGGUUAGCACUGGUUGGGCUGCUCCAAAGACGUUCAAACAAGGGUUCAAUCCAGCGGAUGUUGAGAAAGGUUUAUAUGGCAAUUCAUUGUAUUUCUGGGACUGGAAGAACCGACAAUUAAAACAGACGCUUCCACUUGGUUCUGAUGGUUUGAUCCCAUUGGAAAUUCGAUUCAUGCAUGACCCCGAGAAAGCAAUUGGAUUUGUAGGAUGCGCUCUCAGUUCAACUAUCAAAAUGUUCUCCCAAAAGGAGGUAAGUUAUCACAGUUUUGUCCAAAGUUCAGGUUCUAAGGUUAUAAAACAAAGUAUGGAGGUCUUUCUCUCAGAGAAAAUUUGACCUUGACCAAUGCCA